AAAACAAUAUCGAAAUACUGCGAGCACACGCACGUACGCACAGAGGGAGAGUGUAGCCAACCCUCGCAUCGUCAUGUCCUCCUUGCUGAAGGGUCCGGGGAGCACCAAGUUCGCAGACAGAUGGCCGGACAUGCAACCAGUGGUCUUGAAACUCCUCAAACAGGAGCACGUGACGCGGGACGAGUGGCAGAACCUGUUUUGGGACGUCCACUCGGUGUGCAGCUGGGACGAGAAGGCUGCAGUUAGGAUCCAGGAGGCUUUGAGGAACGAAAUUCUGCGAUUCAUCUCCGAAGCUCAAGGGCGGGUUAUGAAGCAUCGUGAGGAGAGUGCGUUGCUCAAGGCGUACAUCUCAGAGUGGACCAAGUACUUCACACAGUGCGACUACCUCCCCAAGCCGUUCCAAGCGAUGGAGAUCGAGGGGGGCAACCAGAAACCAAAGAGAAAGAACCAGGAUGGGAACCGCGUGCAACUGCUGAUGUUAAAGAGUUGGAACGGCAGUAUAUUUGUCGCGGUACGCGAGAAGCUGCUCUCGGCCUCCAUGAAGCUACUCUAUGCCGAGAGAAACGGCGAGGCUUUCGAUUCUCAACUGGUGAUUGGAGUUCGACAAUCAUUUGUCAACCUGAGCACGGAAGUGAGCAACAAACUCAGAAUAUAUCAGGAGAAUUUCGAGAGCUCGUACGUCGAAGCUGCACGUGACUACUACGCCAGUCACGCCCCGGCAUACCUCACCGAGAACGGCGUACAGAACUACAUGAAAUAUGCCGACCAGAAACUAUGGGAGGAGGACAGGAGAGCCACAAAGUAUUUGGAGACACGGAAAGGCUGCAACUCUAAACAGUUGUUGAUGGAGACGGUGGUACAGGUGCUGGUGAAGGACCACGCCACGACGAUUGUUGCCGAGUGUCCACGACUCAUCGCCAACAACGACGUCGAGAAACUGAACCUGAUGUUUUCCCUCAUGGACCGUAUCCCAGGAGGAGUGGACCCCAUGUUGAGGGACCUGGAGACCUACAUCGUCCAGAGUGGACUGGACGACAUGAAGGCCAACGCCGACAUCAUCACCACCGACUCUGAGAAGUACGUGGAGGAGCUGCUGGCACUGUUCAACAGAUUCACAGAGAUGGUCGUGAAGGCGUUCGGGAGUGACCACCGCUUCAUGACCUCUAGAGAUAAGGCCUACAAACAGGUUGUCAACGAUACCUCCGUCUUUCGACUGGACCUGCCCAGCAAUAAAGCAAGACCCAAUGCAAUGAUGAAGACCCAUCCUGAGUCAAAGUGUCCGGAGCUGCUGGCCAACUACUGCGACAUGCUCCUUCGAAAGACUCCGCUCAGCAAGAAACUCACCUCCGAGGAAACCGAGGCUAAACUGAGAGACGUGCUGGUGGUGCUAAAGUAUGUUCAGAACAAGGACGUGUUCAUGAGGUACCACAAGACACACCUCACCAGACGACUCAUUCUAGAAACUUCCGCAGACAGCGAGAAGGAAGAAAACAUGGUCGAGUGGCUGAGGGACGUUGGAAUGCCUGCCGAGUACGUCAACAAGCUGGCCAGAAUGUUUCAAGAUAUCAAAGUCAGUCAAGACCUCAACACUGAGUUCAAAGAGAGACAGCGCGGCUCCUCCAUGGCAGAGAUGGUGAACAUGAAGGUACUGAAUGCGGGGGCAUGGUCGCGGAGCUCCGAGAGGGUCCCGGUAUCCCUCCCGAUGGAGCUGGAGGACUUCAUCCCUGGAGUGGAGGAAUUCUACCGCAAGAAGCACAAUGGACGGAAACUGCAUUGGCACCACAUCAUGUCCAAUGGAGUGAUAGUGUUCCAGAACCAGACAGGGAGGUAUGAUUUGGAGGUCACCACGUACCAGAUGGCUGUUCUGUUCACGUGGAACCAGAGACCAGAGGACAGCAUCAGCUUCGAGAGUCUUAGGCUGGCGACACAGCUGCCAGAUCCAGAGCUCAGAAGAACUCUAUGGUCGUUGAUUGCAUUCCCCAAGAUCAAGCGGCAGGUACUACUGUGUCAGCCACCAGUCACCAACCCAAAGGAGUUCAUCGAAGGCUCUCUCUUCAGCAUCAACCAAGAAUUUGGCCUCGUGUAAGACCACAUAUUAUUUACGUGGGUGGGCUACAAAUUUUGUUUAAAUCAAAAAAAUUAAGUAGAUGAUGUCAUUGUUGAUGAUGUCAUUCCAGGAAGGGUGGGAAGCUGCAAAAGCGAGGGAAGAUCAAUCUGAUUGGUCGACUGCAGCUGACGACAGAGAAAACCAAGGAGGAAGACAACGAAGGAAUCAUAGCUCUUAGAGUUCUUAGAACGCAGGAGGCGAUAGUCAAAAUCCUGAAGAUGCGAAAACGGAUGACGAAUGCUGCACUGCAGACAGAACUGGUCGAAAUCCUGAAAAACAUGUUUAUUCCGCCCAAGAAGAUGAUAAAGGAGCAGAUAGAGUGGCUUAUAGAACACAAGUACAUGAAACGAGACGGCAGCGACAGAAACAAGUUUAUAUAUCUCGCAUGAUGACGUCCGAAUGGUAGGUAUGAAAUUAAUUAUUUGUCUGCUUUUAUGUAUCAAUUAAUAAUGUCAACAUCAGAACCAUGAAUUUGACAUGUGAUUUGUGAUUAGAGAAAAAACUACGUCUAAAAAUGUUUUUUCCAUUCAUUCUACAAUAUUAUCACUAGUGCUUAUGUAGUGAUUGUCAAAAUGUGCAGCAAGCUCACAACUUCAAAAACUGGUUCAAUUCUUCUGCUUCAACUGCCUCUUCAAAAGCAUCGAAGCCGCCACAGUAUUGGUCUCCAUUGCACAACUGUGGAGGAAGGGCAGUUGGGUUGCCUGCAAUCUCCCUCAUCUUCUUCUUGGCGUCUUCGCUAGCUGCCACGUCGACUUUCUCGAACUCGAUCUUUUUUGAAGUCAGAGUCAUAUCAAUCUUCUGUUGUUGUUUCUUUAUCUCCAGGUUCCCAGUGACGCUCGUGUAGUAAAAGGUAACAGGCAUCUUGAUUUUUUCCCUCUAGCUGUGUGCUGCAGUUCAACUCAGUAGCUCUCGAUCUCUGCGGCGGCGGUCGAAUGUAUACGCGCAAAAUCGAAAUCCGGGAGGGUGGGUGUGG
Messenger RNA from Geodia barretti, 3080 nucleotides. The record is from the annotation of a GenBank genome assembly. Lineage: Eukaryota; Metazoa; Porifera; Demospongiae; Tetractinellida; Geodiidae.